AUGACUGGAGGCCCCCUGGCAAUCCGUGGCGGCUAUCACGCAGCCAAAACAGGCGCUUUGGGGUGCGCCCUCUUGCUUGCGGUGAUCGAAGGCGUCAGAAUCGGAUUUCAAAGAAUGAUGGCGGGUAGUACGAAGUUGGAGGUUGGUUCGUCACCUAUGCCAUGA
Colletotrichum gloeosporioides is the source of this 165-nucleotide messenger RNA. RefSeq names its product Mitochondrial import inner membrane translocase subunit tim17. Bases 1 to 165 code for a protein of 54 amino acids. NCBI's taxonomy places the organism in Eukaryota, Fungi, Ascomycota, Sordariomycetes, Glomerellales, Glomerellaceae. The transcript has a single exon. The record is from RefSeq and is a predicted model, not a curated record.